AUGCCCCAACGGAUCCGUGUCAACGCUGCGUGCCGGCGCGGGAGCCUGCAGAGAUUUCUGCUGCGACGCCGCAGCCGUCGGCACGAGCUUCCUGGGGAGCAGCUCGCCCACCAGCACGUCAGGGUGACCAUGGAGUCCCCGCACCGUGAAGCUGAGCCGGGGCAGCAGGAGCAGGAGCUGCGGCAGAUCCUCAACAAGGACAAGAGCAAGCGAAGUGCUGUGGCCAGCACAGUGGUGAAGCAGAAGCUGGCUGAGGUCAUCCUGAAGAAGCAGCAGGCAGCUUUGGAGAGGACCACCAACCCCAACCCUACAACCAUGCCGUACAGGUCUCUGGAGCCUCUGGAUCCUGAGGGCCCUUCCCCUCCUGUGCUCAGCACCUUCCUGCCUCCUGUCCCCAGCACCUCUCUUGACCCCCCGGAGCAUUUUCCACUGCGGAAGACAGCGUCUGAGCCCAACCUGAAGGUGCGUUGCAAGCCCAGGAAGUGCCUUGACCGACGCAAGAACCCCCUGACGCGCAAGGAGAGCGCUCCCCCCUCGCUGAAGAGACGGCCGCCUGAGGCGAUCGUUAGGACUCAAGCCACCCUCUCCUGCUGCCCGUGCCGGAGCUGCUUGGCCCACGCCGAGCUCUGCCGGUGCUGGAGCAUGGAGACUAAUGAGUUGUGUUUGGUGCAGACGCCCCUGGCCCAGCGCCUGAUGAUGCAGGAGAGCUCACUGGCCCAGUUUGCCCUGCAGAGCGCAGCCUCCCUUCCGGCCAUCACGCUGGGAUUGCCGGCUACCACUAGCGCCAGGGGAGAUGCCGAUCGCCGCCCCCUCUCCAGCCUGGCACACCGGGUGCCCGUGCUGAACGGACCUGUCCUCGCGGGCACGCACUCGCCCAUGUUCAUACCAGCCAGCUUGCACGAGGCCGGGAGCCCCUUAUCCCCUCGGCUCCAGCCCGUCAUCAUCCUGGAGCCCUCGGUCACCCACACUCCGCUGGUGGCUGUGCCAGGUCUGGGAACGGUCCCCUUCUCCUUCGCCCCUUCGCUCAUCUCUGCAGAGCGUCUGUCGCUCCCAGGCCACCAUAAACCGCUGGGCAGGACCCGCUCGGAGCCCCUGCCCCAGAACCCCAAGGCCAUCCAGCAGCAGCUGGUGUACCAGCAGCAUCACACCCAGUUCCUGGAGAGGCUCAAGCAGCAGACGCAUCUGGGCAAGCGCAUGGCUAAAUCCAGCGAGAAGCCCCGUCUGCGGCAGAUCCCCUCCUCGGAGGACAUGGAGGCCGAGGGGACGCUCCCAGAAGCCGGGGCUGAGAGCAGCGACCCGGCGAGGGCACGCGUGGAGCCCCCACGACCGGGGAGCAGCGUGAAGGAGCCCGAGAGGACUCAGAAGAUGAUGCAACCUCAAGAGGAGCUUGUCCUGCAGCAGGCCUAUCUCUGGGAUUCCUACCAGCGCGUGCAGCAGCAGCUCCUCAAGCGGCAGCCCUUGUCCGACACCCCCAUGGUCCCCACUAUCCACGCGGGGCACAGACCUCUCUCCAGGGCUCAGUCAUCUCCUGCCACAGCGACCGUCUCCCUUCCUGCCCAGGACACGGCCUCCAAGACGCUCUCCCUGCCCGUGCAGGAGCAACCGGCCAAGCCACACUUCACAACAGGGCUGGUUUACGACUCGGUGAUGCUCAAACACCAGUGCUCCUGCGGCGACAACAGCAACCACCCGGAGCACGCGGGCAGGAUCCAGAGCAUCUGGUCCCGCCUGCAGGAGAGAGGCCUGCGCAGCCGAGGUGAGCGCGAGCGGCAGGUGGGAGCCGGACGCCUGUCCGGGAGGAGGGUGCUGGUACGAGCUGAUCUCAUGUUAAUG
This is a messenger RNA of Tauraco erythrolophus (red-crested turaco), 1833 nucleotides long. Lineage: Eukaryota; Metazoa; Chordata; Aves; Musophagiformes; Musophagidae. The record is from RefSeq and is a predicted model, not a curated record.